Messenger RNA from Canis lupus familiaris (dog), 8109 nucleotides. RefSeq names its product mannosidase alpha class 1A member 2 (gene MAN1A2). Gene Ontology annotation, biological process: N-glycan processing; carbohydrate metabolic process. The record is from RefSeq and is a predicted model, not a curated record. Gene Ontology annotation, cellular component: endoplasmic reticulum; extracellular exosome; Golgi membrane. Bases 435 to 2360 code for a protein of 641 amino acids. Lineage: Eukaryota; Metazoa; Chordata; Mammalia; Carnivora; Canidae. The transcript has 14 exons. Gene Ontology annotation, molecular function: mannosyl-oligosaccharide 1,2-alpha-mannosidase activity; calcium ion binding.
GGGGCGGCGUCGGCGGGCGCGGGCGCGGGCGAGCGAGGGCCCCUUCCCGGAGCUGGCCCGGCGCCGCGGCUUCGCCUUCCCGGCGGGGCGGGAGACCUGCCUCCUUCCCUGCUGGCCGCCUGCCGAGCGUGGCUCGCCUCAUCCGCCCUUAGGGAUGAAGAGGAGACUCGUGGUGACCCGCGGAGGUGCCGAAAGCCGGAUGGCAGAGGACACACCACGGGACGCACACUAGCGAGCGUGUGGGGGCCACACACGUUUUUGAAUGCAAUUGGGUGAGCGUGAAAGAGGUGCCCUAUUAAAAAGCACAACAGCCCUCUAAGAGGAGCAAAAUCGAGUCUCUCCAUUUUUGCCACGGUUUUGGAGACUGUUCAAUGUACCGUACAUGUGACGUAAGAUGAGAACUUUUUAAGGUUUUCCGUGCAAGAGCGUAAACGAUGACUACCCCGGCCCUGCUGCCCUUAUCUGGACGAAGGAUACCACCUCUGAACCUGGGACCGCCUUCCUUCCCGCACCACAGGGCUACCUUGAGACUUUCCGAGAAGUUUAUCCUCCUCCUUAUCCUAAGUGCCUUCAUCACCCUGUGUUUUGGAGCAUUCUUCUUCCUUCCAGACUCUUCAAAACACAAACGCUUUGAUCUGGGUUUGGAAGAUGUGUUAAUUCCUCACGUAGAUGCCAGCAAAGGGGCUAAAAACCCUGGAGUCUUUCUGAUCCACGGACCCGAUGAACACAGACACAGGGAAGAAGAGGAACGUUUAAGAAAUAAAAUUCGAGCUGAUCACGAGAAGGCCCUGGAGGAAGCAAAAGAAAAAUUAAAAAAGUCGAGAGAGGAAAUUCGAGCGGAAAUUCAGACAGAGAAAAAUAAGGUAGUCCAAGAGAUGAAGACAAAAGAGAAGAAGCCACUGCCACCAGUCCCUAUACCAAAUCUAAUAGGAAUAAAUGGUGGAGACCCAGAAGAUAAUGACAUACGAAAGAAAAGGGAAAAAAUUAAAGAGAUGAUGAAACAUGCCUGGGAUAAUUAUAGGAUGUAUGGUUGGGGACAUAAUGAACUCAGACCUAUUGCAAAGAAAGGACACUCCACUAAUAUAUUUGGAAGUUCACAAAUGGGUGCUACCAUAGUAGAUGCUUUGGAUACCCUUUAUAUCAUGGGACUUCAUGAUGAAUUUGGAGAUGGGCAAAAAUGGAUUGAAGAGAACCUUGAUUUCAGUGUGAACUCAGAGGUGUCUGUGUUUGAAGUCAACAUUCGAUUUAUUGGAGGCCUGCUUGCAGCUUAUUACCUUUCAGGAGAAGAGAUAUUCAAGAUUAAAGCAGUCCAACUGGCUGAGAAACUCCUUCCGGCCUUUAACACACCUACUGGGAUUCCUUGGGCAAUGGUGAAUCUGAAAAGUGGAGUAGGGCGAAACUGGGGCUGGGCAUCUGCAGGUAGCAGCAUUCUUGCUGAAUUUGGUACACUGCAUAUGGAGUUUGUCCACCUCAGCUACUUGACAGGGGACCCAGUUUACUACAAAAAGGUAAUGCACAUUCGGAAACUGCUUCAGAAGAUGGAUCGUCCAAAUGGUCUUUAUCCAAAUUAUUUGAACCCAAGAACAGGUCGCUGGGGUCAGUAUCAUACAUCAGUUGGCGGGCUGGGAGACAGUUUUUACGAAUACUUACUAAAAGCAUGGUUGAUGUCAGAUAAAACAGACCAUGAGGCGAGAAAAAUGUAUGAUGAUGCUAUUGAGGCUAUAGAGAAACAUCUUAUUAAGAAGUCCCGAGGAGGUCUCACCUUUAUUGGAGAAUGGAAAAAUGGGCACUUGGAAAAGAAGAUGGGGCACUUGGCCUGUUUUGCUGGGGGAAUGUUUGCACUGGGAGCAGAUGGUUCCAGAAUGGAUAAAGCUGGUCAUUAUUUAGAGCUAGGGGCAGAAAUUGCACGUACAUGUCAUGAGUCAUAUGACAGAACUGCAUUAAAGCUGGGUCCUGAAUCAUUCAAGUUUGAUGGUGCAGUAGAGGCUGUGGCAGUCCGGCAGGCUGAAAAGUAUUACAUCCUCCGUCCAGAAGUAAUUGAAACCUAUUGGUACCUAUGGAGAUUCACUCAUGAUCCAAGAUAUAGGCAAUGGGGCUGGGAAGCAGCACUGGCUAUUGAAAAGUAUUGCCGAGUAAGUGGUGGAUUUUCUGGGGUGAAGGAUGUGUAUUCCUCUACUCCUACACAUGAUGAUGUACAGCAGAGCUUCUUUCUUGCUGAAACAUUAAAAUAUUUGUAUCUGCUGUUCUCCAGUGAUGAUCUUUUACCUUUAGACCACUGGGUAUUCAACACAGAGGCUCAUCCUCUGCCUGUGUUACAUUUAGCCAACACCACACUUUCAGGAAAUCCUGCUGUUCGAUGAAAGCGGCUCCAGAAAGACCAUUCUCACCUGUGUUUUGUUUACAUGGACCACUACAGAAAUUAGUCUGGAGAGGGGGCUUUUGGAAACCUGGACCUCAUAAGUCAGCAUGGCAGGGUGAAACAUGACUGUGCCCCACAAGACUUUUCAACUUGUAGAUAUCUCAACUUUGAAAUGAUUCCAUUUUAUACCUGACCAAAACCUGGUAUGUGUAAGACAAAGACCUGGUAUGCUUGGAUUCUUAAAGAGAUGGUCACAUGGGAAAUUUUGCCUGUUACUGCUAUAUUGUUUUUAGCAUCCUGGAAUCUGGAAACUAGACUGCCUAAAGAUAAGCCGAGAAUGUGGAGCACCUUGCGGGAGUGAGAGAUGGCCUUUGGAACCGAUUAUAUAUUUGUUCCUUCCAAAGCUUUCAAAUCAAAUAUUUACUUAUUAUUUAUCCCCCUUUCUCCAUUUUUAAUAAUGGAAGGAACUAAAACAAAAGAACAGUAGAACGGCAUCAAGAGCAAGAAGACUGGAAAAAGAAACAGAAGUACCUGUCCCCAUCUCAGUUUUCAAGUUCCCCAUUGGACGGCCAGACUGGCAACCAUUUCAAAUCCCAGUGUAUUCCAUUGAAAUUUCUUGGUUAAAUUUCAUUUUCUCUGGGGGCAUGAUCUCACAAAGAAUACUCUUCAAGUCUUUGUCUCCAUAUGGAAUCAUUGAAACUGCUAUUUAUCAUAACCACUACUUAUGAGCCUGGGUUUGGGAUUUUGUGCAUGUUGAUCAGUCUAGUGUUGGUAGCAUGACAAAAAGUGGGGGAAACACUAUAGUUUGUCUCCUUGAAACCUGUUCUAAGAGAAAGCCUUGGUCUUGUUGGUAGGGGAUUUUUUUUUUUUCCCAAACCAGCAAAUCUACCAAGUGAAUUUUAUCCACUUUAACCUUCUUAUAAAUUUAGUAAAAUCCCUCAAACUUACAACUUAAUGUAGCUUGGCAAAAUUCACUAUACUGUUUUGCAACUCUGAAUUUACUUACCUUGAUGAGCCAAAUUUCUUUUACAGCCUAUUACAUCAAAAACAAACUACAGUGAAACUUGCUUAAACAUUCUAUCUGGAAUGGGGAUAGGGGAUCCUUUAUUUAUUAUCUCUUCAGAUGAGUGAGUUUUUCACAAAUAUUUUAUGUAAAAAAUAAGAUUCAGCUUUUAUUUUCUGCAAGGAUAUUUAUAGAAAUCCAAAGAAUCAGAACAGCUUCAAAAUAAUUUUUAGUGAAAAAAAUGUAGUAUAAUUAGUCAUGUUAACUAAAUUUGGGAUAUAUCUAAGGAAGUUUCUCUUACCAUCAAUAGAUUUUGCAGUGAUAUUUAUUUUUAAAGAAAUUACUAUUUCUUUAUAUUUGGGGAGAAGAACUUAAAUUUUAUCAAGAACUGUAUUAUAAAUAUGCUUGUAAAUUUUCUGUCCCUUGAAUUUAUGUCACAGUGCAAGACACUUUCUUCUUUACAUUUAAUACAAACAGCUUCCAUUGACAAUAAAAUUAGGGAGCAGUAUAAUUAGUCUAAUUAUUUACUCUAAUUUGAAAAUUUCAUGAAACAAUGUGAAAGAAGCCCACCUUGGAAUUCUGAAGGCAUAUUCUCUUAUUUUGAUAGCUUUUCUUUUUAACCUUUUAUUAGCAUGUAGUAGAUUUAAAUUGGAGAAAGAUUUAAUAAAUUAAUAUAAUUAAGUAUUUUCUAAGGGUGAUCAUCUUAUACCACCAAGAGUCAGACAAUCCUCACAAUUUAGCAAAUGAUCCAGAAAUGAUAAUUACCCCAGAUUUUUCAGUAUACACAGAAGAUAAGCAUGUGGAGCUCUAGUGCAUUAUUCAAGUGUUUAAGAGAGUUAAAUUUUAGCACACAUUUUGAAAUUAUAGUAUCUUUUACUAGAAAAAUUAAAAUUCUUAAAUGACAAGAGUCGACGACUAACUUGAGAAAGGGAAAGUAUUUGGUUCUCAAAAAAAUGUUAGCCUUCCCCCUGAAUAGUGCAAGUCCACUUACAAGUCACUAAAUAGUGUGAACGACUUGAGGUAGCAAAUUGCCGCUGGGUAGAGACAGUGAGCCACCCACACUUUGUUUAGAAGGGUGCACAGUAAAGGGGCCUUCUUGGUCUCCCAGGAGCUUCUCAAGGAAGGAGAAGACAGAGCCCCGACCCGGCAAGUGCUCGGUUUCUAUCUCUGGGCUGAGUGGGGCUUAAGAGGAGGCUAGAGAGGUGCUUGAACAUGGCCAGUGCUCGUUCAAGCGAAGAAUCAAGAAUUGAAGAAUCGGAGAGGUACAAGGGAAGGGUCUUCACCACCACCCAGUACCUCCCCCUGUGAUGACAAGACUAGAGCUUAUCACAGUGCUUCCAUUGUUUCCUUCUCUGAAUACCAAAGGCAAUUAAAGUCAGCUACAGAUGACUUGCCAGUGUCAUGUUUCAUUUUGUUUUGUUUUUUUACAGAUUUUUAAAAUUAUUUCCACUAAGAUCAAUACUUAUCCCACUUUCUGCUUAGUUUUCCAAGAGUAUUUACUUUCUUUUGUCCCUUGCCGUCCUUGGCAUUUCAUAGACCUAUUACUCAGGUUAAAAUACUCAUUAUGUGUAUAAGACCUUUGCAGAGAGCCUAAAGAUGCUUCUUUCCAGGUGCCUCUUCAGAGAGCUGACACCUAAUUUUGUGCCUUUGGCACAAAUGUGCUGAGUAGAUUGAUCAGUUGGUACAUAAAAGAAAAGCAGAGAUGUUGAACACCCCUCUACCUUCUCCAUUUCUCUUCUAGAAUUUUAGAAUCACAUUUUUUUGUUGAAACCAGUAUAAAGUUGUUAAAGCCAAGUGAAUGCGGCCCUAACCAAAAACCCAUCUCUGCAGAUAAAACAGACACCAGUCAGAGAGUUCUUGCUUUCUGGGGAGUUGCAUGUAUGUGUUGUUGUGUGCCUGACACCAACUUCUACCCGUCUUUGAGCAGAGGUGUGUAUAUGUAAGAGUGAACUGGAUGUUGGAGGAACACGUUCCUUUUGUGAAACGUUGACCUUCGUUCUCUGUGACAUCAGCUAAGGCACCCCUGGGCUGCCCUUGGUAGAUCUUAACCAAGCGGUUUGGAACUGUGACCAUCGGCUUCUCAUCUCCACUCUCCUUUGCCAAAGUCUUUGUCCGAGCUCCAGAUUUGUUGUUAAAAGAUUCUGCUUGCCAUUCUCAUUAUACAGUUUCUCCUUCAGCCUGGAUUUCUGUGAACGAAUGCAUGCGUGAGUGAGCGAAUGAGUGAACAUAGAGUCCCUGAUAGGUGCCGAGCACUGUGCUAGGCGCUCUCGAGCAUUAGAACAUUUUGUGACUCUGGUGCCAUUUUCUGUGUAAGAGUAAUUCAUACCAUCGUAAAUGUUUUCCAGUAUGAAUUAUGUUACAAAAUCAUUAAUUUUAUAUUUCAUUUAAAUUAAAGAGGAAGAGAAAUGGUUUAUAAUAUAUUUUAAGCGAUGUGUUACUAUAUAGUACUAACAGCUAUAAUUGUAGUUAAUAACUAGUCUCUUGGAAAAUGUCAGAGAAAUACUUGAUUUCUGAUGUAACUUUGACUAAAAUACUUUAGAAAUAAAUAAAAACAUUCUUAUUUUGCUAUAUCACUUGAAUUAUAUAAUGAAAAAGUAAUGUUUUAUAGAAAUGCUGGUUAUUUUAUAUUCAAAAAAUUUUGUCAUGUAAGUCAUGGGUAAAAUCUGCAGUUGUAAAUUAUUUUUCCUCUGCUAAGGGUCCCAGUCAUGGUCCCAUGCUGUUAAAUAUAAAUAUAUAUAUAUACUAAAAUAUUUCUGAGUUCCAAAUAACAGUCUUUAGAAAUCAUAUAUGGAGUUUUUGUUUCUCUUUAGUCUCCAUACCUUCCAAUUGGGUAGCUCAUAUUCUUAUUCUUUACAUAAGUAUAUACAUAAAUACAAUCAUACACAGAUUUUGAUAUUGUCUGUGUUAACAAACACAGUUGCUAACCAGUUUUAGCUACACAAAUUCUAAGCAGAAUAAUUGGGUAACCAAAUAUGAUCUGGCAAUAUUUUAAUGUACUUAUUCUGGUUCAAGAACACAGAUGAAGACGAUUUUCUCUUCAGCUCAUUCAGAUCAUGAUGGAAACAUUCUUUGAUCUAUAAUAGGUCAGCAAGCUUUUCUGUAAAGGGCCAGAUAAUACUCUCGGCUUUGUGCACCAUCAGUCUCAUGUAUCUGGUACUCAUUUCUGCAAUUGGAAAAUGAAAGUUGGUGUAGACAAUAUGUAAACAAGGGAUGUCGCUGUGUUCCGAUAAAACUUUAUUUACAAAAGCAUGGAGAGCUGGAUUUGGCCCAUGGGUCAUGGUUGCUAACCCUUGAUCCCAAGUUAAAUUUCUGUAAGACCCUUAUGUAAUCUUUGAUCUGCAUCUUUCCUCUGUGUUUGAGUUACAUAAUUCAUUUUUAAAGCAAAAAGAUGGUAUGUAUGUAUGAUUGUAUGGAUUUGUGUAACCUAAAGCUAUAUAUUUUGUGGUCUUGAAAAUAGGUCUACUCUUUGGGAGUCUGUUCAGGUUUCAAUAUGAUAUAACUACUGUGAAAGAGGCAUUUUUGUUGUUGUUUUGGGGGUGUGCUAUCAGCCAGUUUCCUUGCCUUGUCAUUUAGUGCCACGAUUCCAGACUCCCCAUGUAAAAAGGAGGGUCUCUGUGGUGUCAAAAUAUUCUCUCCAAGCUCCGCCUCCUUGUUGACCUUUGGACCAGGACUCCGGAUUGCUGGAGCUGCAAAAACUCAUCCACUUGAGUAUUCUCAGAUCCCAGCGAUGGGAAUAUGAUAGAAUCUCUGACCUUUGUGCUGCAGAAACCAAUCUCUUGAAAAAUUAGAAGCAACAGAAAAUGGGUUAUGUGCCUCAUUUGCCAGUUGGCAGCCACUCUUCCUUUUUUAGACCACAGGAUGGUACUGCCCCUGUUACCUCUAGAACAGCCUGAAGCUGAGUGCAGAGAAAAGAUCUAUCCAAAAGGAAGUUCCCUUUUCUCUUACUGCAUAACUUGCCUCACAUCCUUUACAAGUCCAUAGCGUUAUUUCAGAAUGUCAAUAGACAUCAUAUCUAAAUUAAAGCAUCUUCAACAUCAGCCUUACAUUUCCGCCGUUGAACAGCUCCUCUCAAACUUUGCUUGAGCCCAGCAGCACUCGUGAAAUUACUCAAAGUUACAUGACACCAUAUUACCUAGUAUAUUUGCAGUGUACCAAUCAUCGUGAGAGAGAGAUUUUUCACUAAGAAUUUUAUUGAAUAGGCAUUUUGCUACUUUUGGAAAUUCUAGAGGAGGGGGAGCUUGUAAACAAGCCUUUAUAGUUCCAGCAUAUAUAGAGCACUUCAGUUCAGUGUGGUUGUAAGUAUGAGCACACAAACACAUAAACCCACAUCUAUACGUGCUAAUAUGCACAAGAUUUUAACUGCAGAUGUCUUGCUGCUAUUGAAUGCUACAGAAUUAUAUGGCAAAUUGCUUACCAGAAUACUCCAUGGAGAUAAGCUCAGCUCACUCUUGGGAAGAAUUAUUUCUUAGAAAACAAUUUAGUUUUUGUUGGAUUAAUUAAAUAAGGUAUCCCCAGUUUUAAUGACUAGAUUUGGAAAUUGGAAUGCCAUUCUUCAAUCUCACUGGUCUCAAAUUCACUGAUAAAAAUCUCUCCCUAACCUAGUAAGUGGAGUAAGAAUAAUCUUCUAGAUCGGUACCCACUGGCCACUCUUGAGCUGAUUUCCAGUCAUGUCCUCCAUAUGUAACUUUUAUAAAUUAAAGGUAAUAUUGUAUAUUGAAGAUCAAAUAAAGAUGUUCCUUAAGUGAAA